UGGAUCAGCCAUAUUUUUAGUUUAUAAUGGCGUAAACUGAAAAUUUAGAACGUUGUUACAAGUUUCAUUUUAAAAUGAUACAUCAUAGAAAUAUUGGUUCUAUAUAAACGUUUCCAACUUAAUUAGUAAAUGUCUUCAGACAUACAUAACAUGGUAAUUGGUGAAAAUUCGCAGAUAGUACCCACGGAGGGUGUUUGUGUUGCGGAUGAGAUCAAAAUUUUGUGUAUUAUUCGAGACCUUGUGAACACCGCGAAUCCAGGAUGCAAGUACACUCUGAACCUACCAGGCUCAAUGCGAGUCAGUCAGGUGUUCAAGGAGAUUGCCAAGACCUGUGGUUAUGUGGAUGAUUCCAUUUCUGUCAUUUACGAACUCAACAAAGACAAACAGUUAACAGAUGUUGAGCUUAAUAACAUGAAAGAUUGUCCAUUGUCUGAACUGGUUGCUGAAGGGGUUAAGCGUCAUAGUUUUACCAUCCGUGAGAAAGAUGGUAGAGCACCACAGAAAGUUGAGAGUGAGGAAUCGACAACAUCAGGUUAUGAAAGUCGAGCUUCAAGCAGCACAUCCCAUACAAGUACGACUGCUGGGGAGACGUUUUCCUACACCACCUCCGACUAUACCGGUCUGAUUAAGUCUGAGACAGGUUAUGUUGGACUUGUCAACCAAGCCAUGACAUGUUACCUCAAUAGUUUAAUUCAAACUCUCUUUAUGACGCCAGAGUUUCGGAAUGCAAUUUACGGAUUUGACUUUGCAGGCAAUCAAGAGGAAAUGAAGAAAAGUAUCCCUUGUCAGCUUCAAAAACUGUUUCUGCAACUUCAGACUAGUAAAAAGAAAGCUGCAGAAACAACAGACCUUACAAAAAGUUUUGGAUGGGACAGUAGUGAAGUGUGGCAACAGCAUGAUGUUCAAGAACUGUUCAGAGUUAUGUUUGAUGCUCUGGAAACAAAGUGGAAAAGAACUGACCAGGAAAAUCUUAUCAGUCAACUUUACCAGGGGAAAUUGAAAGAUUAUGUCAAAUGUCUUGAAUGCAAAAAUGAAAGUGCUAGGACCGACACAUUUCUCGAUAUACCACUUGUGAUACGGCCAUUCGGAUCAACCGAGACAUAUGGGAGUGUGGAAGAGGCAAUGAGGGCAUUUGUUCAGCCUGAGACUCUAGAGGGAUCAAAUCAGUAUUACUGUGAUAGGUGUCAGAAGAAAUGCAAUGCGCACAAGGGACUGAAAUUCUUAACAUUUCCCUACCUGUUAACAUUGCAAAUGAAGCGAUUUGAUUUUGACUUUACAAGUAUGCAUAGGAUCAAACUGAAUGACAAAAUGACGUUUCCUGAUAUUUUACAUUUAAAUACAUUUAUUGAUACUGAAGCAAGUCUUUGUUCCGUCAAUGGAAAAAGUCUAGAAACUGAUGUCAUAUCAGUUGUUGAAGACGAGAAAAGAUCAACAUCUAUUCCUUGUGAUAGUGAUGAAGGUAUUGAUGAAGGCAUUGAAGUGGAAAAUGGACUGUCAGCUGCAUCAUCCAGCAGUGAGGGGUCUAAUUUCAGUAGUGAAGCAGCAACCAAUGACAAGAAUGCCAGAGAAUCGGCUACUCAGGGUCCAUAUGUGUACGAACUGUUCUCCAUCAUGAUCCAUGCAGGUAGUGCAGCUGGCGGACACUACUACGCCUAUAUCAAGUCUUUCAAAGAUGGAAAAUGGUACAGUUUCAAUGAUCAACAAGUCACAAAGAUUACAUAUGAUGACAUUCGUAAAACGUACGGUGGUUCAGGUGUCUCCAGAGGUUUCUACUCUUCAGCUUAUGCAAGUUCCACAAAUGCAUAUAUGUUGAUGUACCGACAAAUAGACAAGGAAAGAAACGCAGACUUCAUGCAGCCUGAUCAGUUUCCCAAGCCUCUAAAAGAUUACCUUCAUCAACAACAAGCCAAGGAGGAAGCUGAGAGAAAACAGAGAGAGAUUGAGAAGUCAACAUGCAAGAUUAAAUUGUACUGCAUACAUCCCAAGUAUCAAAGGAAACUAGACUACAGGUUCGAAAUACACAAAGACAAAACCCUGAAGGAAGCUACUGAAAUGGCAUUCAAGGCUCUUGAACUGGACGGGGUCCUCCCUCUGAACUGCUGUCGACUAGUCAAGUAUGACGAUUACUCAGACGCACUGGAGAAGUCUUUUGAGGGCGAGGAAAACGUAACGAUGGGCGAACUGCUGGGCGGCGUUAAAACCAGUUACAACUUUGACCUUCUCUUGGAAACAAAGCGUUCAGAUCAGGUGUUUCAAGAAUAUAAACCUGGAGGCAUCACUGUGAAAGUGUUUGUGGUAGAUAUCUUUAGAGAGAUCAUCGAGCCACCAUUUAACGUGCGUGCGUAUCACGUUCAGACUGUUCAGGAGUUGAAGAACAUGAUUUAUAAAAUAAAGGAAAUCCCAGACAUGUCCAAAAUGCGCUGUGUGUUAGAGCGAUGUCACAGUGACUUUAGACAACUCCUUGUGCCCAGUAAAACUCUCAAAUCAGAGGGUUUCUUCAAAAGUAAUAAGGUGUAUAUAGAGUAUACCGGUGAUGAAGAAGACAACAGAGUCCCAUUUGUACAGAGCAAGUUCCACAAACUAAUCGAUCAACAUCAAAACACAAUACGCAUUAACGUCUAUUUACCAGCUAUAGAUGAAGUGGAUGACUAUAAAAGGACAUUGCAGCAAAAUAUGUUAAGACGGCAACAGCUGUGCUUAAAUUGUGAACCGACAUGUGAUAGUGUGAGUGGUAGUGACGCACAUGACCUCGACAGUGUCGAUAUUAAGCUAAGGACUACAGCUCUGCAGGACUGCCACAGCAAUCAUUCAGUGUCUCACGGUUGUCAUGACAACAGCGACAGCUCGCCUCAGGAGUCGGACGGUCGCAGCAACAGUCCCAUGGUGCCGAGUUCCAGCAGCCAGGACACGAGUACGAGCGCCGAGUUCAGCCUGACGACCAACUACAACUCUAACAAUGAGGGCCAGUCCCCGUCGCCCGACGACAUCCAGCCUCUCGGUGAUAAGGGACCCGUCGAGCACGUGGAGUGUAAUUCCGACCAGGCGUCCCCGGUCAUGGGGCCGCUCAACAAGGGAGAGACUUUUCACUGUGAGGAAAACUGGGACCUCGAAGUCGGUGCCAGUGCAGACAAUAUGUGUGCAAGUUCAACGAAGGACGACGUGGGCAAAGACUUUCCGAUGGAAUCGACGUACCGCUAUUUUCAUACCUCAAUAUGUGAAAUAACUCAGUUUGGACAAAGAAGUCUUACCGUUUUUGUUGAUAAACGAAUCACCCUUGGGGCUUUCAAAAAGAACAUGGAAUCAACUGUCGGAAUAACAUCAGAACAUUUCAAGGUCUACAGAGUAUAUGCCAACAACCAAGAGUUUGAGAGCAUCCGGCUGUCAGACACACUGCAGUUCAUGGAGGACGGGAAGCUGAAGAUAAAGUUGGGUCGGGCGUUGAGACCUGGUGAACAUAGGGUUAAAGUUUUCCAGCUUCUAGUGAAUGAAUCAGAUUCCUGCAAGUAUUUAAUUGAGACUGUAGUUGCUAAAGGGAUGACAGUUUUGGAAUCUAAAAAACUGAUUGUGCCAGAAGUGAAAGAACAGUGUGAUAUAGACAUCCCCUUAGACAGGUAACAUUCAACACAGUAUUCUGCUCAGGAAUGAAUCAAAUAGAUUUUUUUUUUCAGAUUUUUUUGGGGGGGUUUUUUUUUUUUUUUGUGUGCACUGGGGAUUGGGGUUUUAUUCUGGUUUUCAUUGUACUGGAGAUUUUGGGUUCCUCAUUCAUCAUACAAUCUACAUACAUUUAAUUAACUCUUUUUCUCGUUGAAUAUUAUAAAUUUAAAGUAUAUAGUUAUGUACACAGAUAAAAAUUGUAAAUGCAAGAAUUUGUUAAGUAGUCCUGUCUGUAGGAUGGUGCAUAUAAAAGAUCCCUGGUGCUAAUCAAAAAGAGUAGCCCAUGAAGUGGCGACAGUGGGUUUCCUCUCUUAAAA
Gigantopelta aegis is the source of this 3971-nucleotide messenger RNA. Its product is annotated as ubiquitin carboxyl-terminal hydrolase 47-like. The transcript has 27 exons. The coding region runs from base 130 to 3615 and encodes 1161 amino acids. The record is from RefSeq and is a predicted model, not a curated record. Gene Ontology annotation, biological process: protein deubiquitination. Gene Ontology annotation, cellular component: nucleus; cytosol. NCBI's taxonomy places the organism in Eukaryota, Metazoa, Mollusca, Gastropoda, Neomphalida, Peltospiridae. Gene Ontology annotation, molecular function: cysteine-type endopeptidase activity; cysteine-type deubiquitinase activity.